GCUGUUAUGACAAAGUCAUGUAGCCUACUGUGAGGAAGGACAUUACUUAUUUAACGUCAUCAGUGUAGCUAGUUUGUUGCCUAUUAAAUCAGCACGUUUACCACCGUGGUGGGUUCAGUGUAUUUGCAAAUGUUUUCCCAAGUGAGAGCAUGGUUGGUGUCGGGUUUGACUAAAUUUCCCAGUUGUGUAAACUCAACGACCGAAAUAAGUGUGGCACCUGCCCUCUGCAGCAGGCAUCAUCAUCGGACCUUCAGCUCUGAGUCUGCAGGUGUCAAGGUGCUGUAUGAUGGGCUUUGUCCCAUAUGUGUGACGGAGAUCCGGUUCCUCCAGUUUCUGCAGAGAAACCGGCCUGGGAAAGUAUAUUUUAUUGAUAUCUCCCUGCCAGACUAUGAUGUAGAGAAAUACAAGGAUGUCAGCUAUGAGAUGGCCAUGGAGGAAAUGCAUGUAAUUGAUGAGAAAGACGAGGUUCACCGUGGGAUCCCAGCGUUUGCAGUCAUGUACAGUGCAGUGGGCCUUGGCUGGUUGGGUCGCUUCAUGAUGUGGUCACCUGUGAGACCAUUCAUGGACAAGUCCUAUGCCAUCUUUGCCAGGAAUCGCUUAAAGUGGACUGGACGAGGGGAGGAGUGCAGAACGGGACACUGUGAAAAGAAAACACAUUGACUUGUUACCACAGAGAAAAUAAAGUAUGUUAAUAAUCAAGUUAAUUGAACGUGAAGAAGAACUGGAUGCUUUUUCCUGCUUAACCAUCAGUUUAUUAUGAAUCUGUCUGGAAAAAUGAAAGACUGUUCUUAGCUGGAGGGAAAUAUUUGCUGCCUGAUUUGAAUGUGUAUGUUGUGAAGCUAUAAUUUGCUGCAUAAUUUCUUUACUAGAUCUAGACUAUAAGUUUGAUUAAACAUCUUCAGUUAAAGUGAUGAAAACAUCUGCUACAAAAUAUCUGAUAAUGAUGACAGUAAUAGAGAUGUUGGUAUUGCAAGAUAAACGUGAAAAAAUAAAUAAAUAAAUAAACCUUUACAUACUGGAAAUGGCCUAAAUAAAAAAAAUGAUGUAUAAUGUUAAGUGUCAUAUUGGCAUCCAAAUAAAUGUUAUUAAAAAAAAAUAAAAAGUUAA
This is a messenger RNA of Sander lucioperca (pikeperch), 1107 nucleotides long. RefSeq lists its product as uncharacterized. The transcript is spliced from 6 exons. Bases 130 to 660 code for a protein of 176 amino acids. The record is from RefSeq and is a predicted model, not a curated record. Lineage: Eukaryota; Metazoa; Chordata; Actinopteri; Perciformes; Percidae. Gene Ontology annotation, molecular function: protein-disulfide reductase activity.